CGGACCGCAGGCUGUGCUGUCUCCAGGGCACCAUGAACGCCAUCGUCGCCCUCUGCCACUUCUGUGAGCUCCACGGCCCCCGCACUCUCUUUUGCACGGAGGUUCUGCACGCCCCUCUUCCGAAGGGGGCUGGGGACAGCCCUGGCCAGGGGGAGCAGGCCGAGGAGGAGGAGGGUGGCAUCCAGAUGAGCAGUGGCAUCUGCACGCACAGCCCAGCGGAAGGGGCCAGCACGGAGUCCAGCAGCCCAGGACCCAAGAAGUCGGACAUGUGCGAGGGCUGCCGAUCACUUGCUGUGGGGCAUCCCGGGUACCUGAGCCACGAUAAAGAGACUUCGAUUAAAUAUGUCAGCCAUCAGCACCCCAGCCACCCCCAGCUCUUCAGCAUUGUCCGCCAGGCCUGCGUGCGCAGCCUGAGCUGUGAGGUCUGCCCUGGCCGCGAAGGCCCUAUCUUCUUCGGGGACGAGCAGCACGGGUUUGUGUUCAGCCACACCUUCUUCAUCAAAGACAGCCUGGCCCGCGGCUUCCAGCGCUGGUACAGCAUCAUCACCAUCAUGAUGGACCGCAUCUACCUCAUCAACUCCUGGCCCUUCCUGCUCGGGAAGAUCCGCGGGAUCAUCGAUGAGCUCCAGGGCAAGGCGCUCAAGGUGUUUGAGGCAGAGCAGUUCGGGUGCCCACAGCGCGCCCAGAGGAUGAACACAGCCUUCACCCCAUUCCUGCACCAGAGGAACGGCAACGCCGCCCGGUCGCUCACCUCCUUGACCAGCGAUGACAACCUCUGGGCGUGCCUGCACACCUCCUUCGCGUGGCUCCUGAAGGCGUGCGGCAGCCGGCUGACGGAGAAGCUCCUGGAGGGCGCGCCCACCGAGGACACCUUGGUCCAGAUGGAGAAGCUCGCGGAUUUAGAAGAGGAAUCAGAAAGCUGGGACAACUCGGAGGCUGAAGAGGAAAAAGCCUCUGUCUUGCCAGAGGGUGCGGAGGGCCGGGAGCUGACCAAGUGUCCCACAGCUUCCUCCUCGCUCUCAGACUGUGAGAGCUGGCAGCCCCGAAAGCUGUCCGUCUUUCAGUCCCUUCGGCACAUGAGACAGGUCCUGGGUGCCUCGUCUUUUCGCAUGUUGGCCUGGCACGUUCUCAUGGGGAACCAGGUGAUCUGGAAAAGCAGGGACACAGACCUUGUCCUGUCAGCGUUUGAAGUUCUCCGGACCAUGCUGCCCGUGGGCUGUGUGCGCGUCAUCCCUUACAGCAGCCAGUACGAGGAGGCCUACCGCUGCAACUUCCUGGGGCUCAGCCCCCACGUGCAGAUCCCCACCCACGUGCUCUCCUCAGAAUUUGCUGUCGUAGUGGAGGUCCACACAGCCGCUCCCUCCAGCCUCCCCCCGGCUGGGUGUGAGGACGACCAGUCUCUGAGCAAGUACGAGUUCGUGGUGACCAGUGGGAGUGCUGUGGCUGCAGACCGAGUGGGCCCGACCAUUCUGAAUAAGAUGGAAGCUGCUCUAACCAACCAGAAUCUGUCUGUGGACGUGGUUGACCAGUGCCUCAUCUGCCUCAAAGAAGAAUGGAUGAACAAAGUGAAGGUCCUUUUCAAAUUCACCAAGGUGGACAGUCGGCCCAAAGAGGACACGCAGAAGCUCCUGAGUAUCCUCGGAGCAUCUGAGGAGGACAACGUCAAACUGCUCAAGUUCUGGAUGACAGGCCUGAGCAAAACCUACAAGUCCCACCUCAUGUCCACGGUCCGGAGCCCCCCGACCACAGAGCCUCGUAAUUGACCCACCAUGGAAGUCAGUGCCUUCUGGGAAGUGGUGAUGGCCAUCCUUGCCAUUGCACUCAGAGAUUGGGUGUCUGGUGGCCAUCCUAGGCUGUCCCAUCCUGCACUGCUGGCACGGAGCUGUGUCCGAGCAGGGCAUGCAAACUGUUGGGGCUGAACUAUGCCUGUGUGUGGGAUUUGGGUGUGGUGAGUUCUUGGGAUCAUCCCACCGGCUGUUUCCAUUGCUCCAGCCUGAAGAGGACCGUGGGAGACUUGUGACAAGGACAGGCCCCUGCACCGGUGCACCCUGUGAGAGAAGACGAAGGAAACUGUGUCUCCUGUCGCUCGUGGACUUAGAUCUCAACUUUUAUAGGGAAGACACGUCAGGCCAGUCCUGACCUGGGUAUUUUCGCCACAAUAUCAUACUUUCUCUUGAGGUUAACAUUCAAAACUUUCUGUUCUGAAAUGCAGCAAGAGUUCUCCAGGCAUUAAAUGCACACAUGUAGUAUCACUACAGUUGUGGAUUUUCAAGACAGGUGCUGAUCCUUAGUCAUUUUUAGUAACCUGGUUUUGAGUUAGGGCUCUGGGACAGGCUUUUCGAGUAAAGAGGAGGUAUUCCUCAUCGGUGGGUCCUUGGGGACUCAUGUUCUGAAGUCAUGUGACUACCAAGUCUUCUGGCCAUGCUGUCCUGGUAUUGCUUUGAAAUUACCCUAUAGUUUGAGGUCAAGCCCCUGAUCUUUGUUACACAAAGAUGACACUUUGCCGAAAUGUUCCUGGAGCCAUUUGACUUGCCCAGCUCACUGUGUACUCUUCCACGUCACUUUGUUUUUAUUGCUUCUUUACACACAUUUGGCUGCAGUUAAUCUUCAGAGCAUGGUGACUUAAGGUAAGAUCAUCUCAUCCUCUCUGCAUUUUUAUAAGGGUUCAUGGUUUGGAGGGAUUUUCCAGCAGUUUUGCUGAUUUGUUUAGUUUUUGUUUAUUUAUAUUUAACAUGAAGACUAAGUAUAUGACUAGGUAUCUGUAUUAUGUAAGAACAUUGAAACAAUAAAUACGUAUUUUUAUAACU
Myotis daubentonii (Daubenton's bat) is the source of this 2807-nucleotide messenger RNA. Its product is annotated as folliculin. The transcript has a single exon. The record is from RefSeq and is a predicted model, not a curated record. NCBI's taxonomy places the organism in Eukaryota, Metazoa, Chordata, Mammalia, Chiroptera, Vespertilionidae. Bases 33 to 1763 code for a protein of 576 amino acids.